AGCCUCUUUCGCUUCCUCAUCGCGGGCGAGACGAAACACACUCACUCUCCUCACUGCUCCGCAUCACACGUAGACGCGUCCACUAGUAACAAGAAUCCGUUUGAAUCACACCGAUCGUCAUGGCAGAGGAAUAUUUAUACGGAAUCACCCUCGAAGGCCCCAACGCCUCCGAAGUAUGGGACCCAGAGCACAGAGCAGAGGACCCCGACGGCACCAGUCAGCACUUUGGUGGGGAUCAGAAACUCAUUAUCAAAAUGGCACUCUUAGGCCCGGAGGCUAAAGCUGGUGAACUGAAUGUUCUCGAAGUGGAGGCGACAGGACUCAAAGGACCUAUUAAAAUCCCAAUUGCUUUACUUGAAAUGGGAAAGACCUCACAGAUAAUUCUCGAUUUAAGUUUUCCGGACCCACCAGUUACGUUCACGUUGGUUAAGGGUAGUGGACCUGUUCACAUAGUCGGACACAAUCUUCUUGGCUCGCACAUUGAAGAAUUCGAAGAUAUGGAAGAUAUGGAAGAUGAAAUGGAGGAAGAAAACAUUGACGAUGAAGAUGACGAGAAGGACCCAGAGGAAGAUGACGAAGACGACGAACCUAAGAAGAAGAAUGCCAAAAUGUCAUCUGCGGCUAAAAACAAAAGUCAGGCUAGCAAGAACAAGAAAAAAUAAACUUGAACUCUUAAGACUACACAAAACGAAAACACUCAUAGGUUAGGCGUUUUACAAUAAGUUCGUAAACACUAUCAUCUGCGUUUCAGCGAAUAUCGUAUUAUCAGGCAGACGUUGCCCGAGAUUUUUGAAAUCAACUUUGGCAAAUGUUUCCACCCAAUCAAGUUUUAAUUACACCAUGAUGAUCAAUAAUUGGAAAUAUUUGGCGCAAGAUCAGAUUAUUAUCGACAUUUUUGACCUGUUUUUUGAAAGCCUCCGACCGAAAGUUUUUUAAAGCCUGCUCUCGAGAGUGUAAUUAUUGUACAAGCGAAUUUUCACCAAACGACAGUGGUGGCUGUUUAUACAGGUACUCGAACAUUGUAAAAUCGACAUUUUAUGAUUGAGCUACAGACAUAUACGUGUGAUGUACUUAAGUGUAAUUAAACUAAGUUUGGACAAAGUUUCUGUACUCUUUCAGUAUUUAAUACAGUAAUACUGCCGACUUGAAAUCAUCAAACCAGACACGGUUGUUCUUUUUUUUUUCUUUACAAUGUUUGCUAUUUAUUUUCUGUUGUUGUUUCCCCAUUAGUCCUUUAUCACUCGUAAAGGUUUUUUUAAAAUUAAUUUAUUUGUUUUCGAAAAAAUUAUGGAAUGCGUAUUGAACCGCCCACGUAUAUUUUAUAACUUACUUUUUGAAUGUGGAUUGUUGCAUUUAGUUUUCUCCAAAAUGGUCUUCAUGUCGAUACUUCCACUGGCACGAAAAUAGGAUAUAUUAUCUAGCCACAUCAUAAGAAGAAUAUUAAUUCGCAAGUCAUUGAUGAAAAUAGGAGAUAAUUAUUUUGCGAGAAAUUUCGGUUUGAAUCAGUGUAGUAUUUUUUUAAUUAUGCUGCAUUGCAUGUGAGUGAGAAAAGAGGAGGCACAACAAGUAGUGUGUCUUCCAAUGGUGUUACCAAAAAUCCACGUAGAUUUAAUACAAGUGAGAAAAAGAAAUGAUUGUGUUUGUUUAUCUCUACAUUCAUUCCACUUCGAUGAAAAAUACUUUAAAAAAUUGCAGCUAAUUUUGUAGUGCGGCAUUCUGCCUCACUUUCCAAUCACAUUUGGAAUUUAAUCAAAGCGUGUCGAUGCGAUUGAUUGUAGUCUGUACACCAAUUUUGUACAUAUACUAUACAAUAAAUUUCACAUAAAUUUUAA
Messenger RNA from Belonocnema kinseyi, 1832 nucleotides. RefSeq names its product nucleoplasmin-like protein. The coding region runs from base 120 to 662 and encodes 180 amino acids. The transcript has 5 exons. Gene Ontology annotation, cellular component: cytoplasm; nucleolus; nucleoplasm. The record is from RefSeq and is a predicted model, not a curated record. Gene Ontology annotation, molecular function: chromatin binding; histone binding; RNA binding. Gene Ontology annotation, biological process: chromatin remodeling. Lineage: Eukaryota; Metazoa; Arthropoda; Insecta; Hymenoptera; Cynipidae.